AUGAGACCACAUGAGGAGAAAGUUGUUAAAGAAAGAGAAGAAGAAGAAAACAUUGAUCUAAGUCUAAGUCUUUCGUUGAAUGGGAAAUUUGGUGUUGAUCCACAAAGAAAUCAGAGGACAAAUUCUUGUCCGGAGGUCUUGAUCACUCCGAACCAAAGGAGCUCGCCGAUUUCUGAUGACAAUGGAGGUGAAUCAAAGAUGAGGCAGCCACCUGAUUCACAGGGUAGUAACUCUUCUUAUUUUCAGUGUCAGACCAUAAAAGGCCAGGGAUAUCCUGCAAACAUCAGGUCUUCAAAUGGUGUCCGAAAUGUGGCAGGAAAUACACCACCGAAAGCCAUACCUGCAGCAAGAGGCAAAGUUAACGGGAUAGUGUUCAAUAAUACAGGCAUGCCAUGUGUGUUUACAACUGUACAUGGCCAAAAGAUAGAAGGGUUUCUCUCCAGGUACAACGAUGAAGAUGACGUAAUUAUCAUCUGUGCCUGUCAUGGUGAUUCAAUGACUCCCUCCGAGUUCAUCAAACAUGCAGGUGGCGGUGAUGUGGCCUAUCCCUUAAGAGACAUCAAGAUGAUUAAGCGAAGUAUCUAUAAUUCUGUUUAG
Daucus carota subsp. sativus is the source of this 597-nucleotide messenger RNA. Its product is annotated as ninja-family protein AFP3. The record is from RefSeq and is a predicted model, not a curated record. Gene Ontology annotation, biological process: negative regulation of DNA-templated transcription; signal transduction. Gene Ontology annotation, cellular component: nucleus. Lineage: Eukaryota; Viridiplantae; Streptophyta; Magnoliopsida; Apiales; Apiaceae. The coding region runs from base 1 to 597 and encodes 198 amino acids. The transcript has 2 exons.